AUGGGCAGGUUCUUAUCACACGGUGGUCGUUUACAGCUUAUCAAAUCAGUUAUCGCAAGCCUCACAAACUUCUGGAUUCAAGCGUUUAGGCUCCCUAGCAGCUGUCUGAAAGAAAUUGAGAGGUUUUGUUCGGCUUUCUUAUGGUCAGGACCUGAACUGAAAACAAGCAAAGCCAAAGUAAGCUGGAAAGAUGUCUGUCUACCGAAACAGGAAGGGGGGGUUGGGGCUCAGGCUGCUAAAAGAAGUAAACGUGGUUCAUGGUUUAAAACUACUCUGGAGGAUUCACUCUGCGCGCAACUCGCUUUGGGUUCGAUGGGUGCAUUGCUAUCUGAUCAGGAAGGGAUCACUCUGCUACUGAAACUCCGUGAGCUUGCAAAGCAGUUCUUCAAAAGGGAAGUCAAAAAUGAGAAAGAAACAUCAUUCUGGUUUGAUGUGUGGUCACCACUUGGAUGUCUCAAGGACAUGUUGGGAGAACGAGGAUACAUUGCUAUGGGCAUGUCUGAAAACGCGGUGAUGGCUGAUGUUCUUGGUAAUCAUCGGAGAAGAAGACACAUGCUGAAUCUCCUAAAUGAGAUAGAAAAUGAGAUUGCACUUCUUCAAGCUGACUCCAUCCAAGAAGAAGACACACCUUUUUGGAAACAAAAAGAAGGGAAGUAUGCUAGUGUUUUUUCAUCAAAGAAAACUUGGCUACAGAUACGAUCUACACAACAAAUCUGCGAGUGGAGUAAGGGUAUUUGGUUCACGCAAUCCACACCAAAAUACUCCUUUCUUGUUUGGGUUGCUCUCCGCCAACGUCUGCAGACCUAUGACAGGAUACAACAAUGGAAUGGGGUAGUUGAUGCAACUUGCGUACUCUGCAAGGUAACAAAUGAAACUUGCCACCAUCUUUGUUUUAGUUGCGACUACUCAAAGCAGAUUUGGAAGGCCUUAGUCGGGGGGAUUCUUCAGAGAGCAUUUACUACAUCAUGGAAUGAGCUAAUAGAGAUCAUCUCGAGCGCAAGGAUGUCACCCACAGAGCAGUUUCUUAUUCGCUACGCUUUGCAAGCGACAGUUCAUGCGUUGUGGAAAGAAAGGAACGCUCGCAGACAUGGAGAGCAGCCACAGCCUGCAACUACUUGGAAGAGAGUUUGA
Molecule: messenger RNA, 1131 nt
Organism: Brassica oleracea var. oleracea
Lineage: Eukaryota; Viridiplantae; Streptophyta; Magnoliopsida; Brassicales; Brassicaceae
Exons: 2
Coding region: 1-1131 (376 amino acids)
Source: RefSeq, a predicted model, not a curated record